AGAGGCGGGCUCGCGGACGGCCGGGGGAGCGCGCGCGCCGCCGUCAGGCCGCCCCGCAGCUGCUGGCCGCGGAGUUGGAAGCUGAUGGCUUUGGCCGAGCGGCUGAAGGCGGCGAGUGCCGCUGCUGCAGCUGUCGCCACCGAGGCCUCGAUCCGCUCCUGGUCACGAAAGGAGCCAGAACCUUGAAGCAGAAAGAGAUCUGGAUCAGAGAAAAAGCGUUCCCCGGCCAUGCAAGCUGGUUACAACCACCUGCACAGUCCUGUAGGCACUGCAGGCUCGGAGGAAGCCCCGGGCUCCCACUGUGUCCACACAGGACGGACCGGGGAUGGUUCCUGUCUUCAUUCUGGAGAUGUGCACAUCCAGAUGAACUCCACACCCAAAGAAUCUGUCGGAAAUCAAAGCUCCAGGACUGUGAGAACAGCUGGUGCCCAUAGCUGUAGCCAAGGCUGUGUCCACAGUCGCUUCCGGAGUCACUCGCACAGCGAGGCAAGGCCGCCAGAGGAUCAUGCGGCCGAGGCGGGAGAACAGGGAAGCGGUUCCUUCUCCGAAUUCCGCGCUCUCUUCAAGUGGUUGCAAAAAAGUCUUCCAUACAUUUUGAUUCUGGGUAUUAAGCUUGUUAUGCAGCAUAUAACAGGAAUUUCUCUUGGAAUUGGGCUGCUAACAACUUUUAUGUAUGCAAACAAAAGCAUUGUAAAUCAGGUUUUUCUAAGAGAAAGAUCCUCAAAGAUUCAGUGUGCCUGGCUACUGGUAUUCUUAGGAGGAUCAUCUGUUCUUUUAUAUUACACCUUUCAAUCUCAGACACUCUAUUACAGCUUAAUUUUUUUAAAUCCUACUUUGGAUAAUUUGAGCUUCUGGGAAGUUCUUUGGAUUGUUGGAAUUACAGACUUCAUUCUGAAAUUCCUCUUCAUGGGCUUCAAGUGCCUUAUUUUACUGGUGCCUUCUUUCAUCCUGCCAUUUAAAUCCAAGGGUUACUGGUACAUGCUUUUAGAAGAAUUAUGUCAGUGUUACCGAACUUUUGUUCCCAUACCAGUUUGGUUUCGUUACUUUGUAAGCUAUGGGGAAUUUGGUAAUGGGACUAGAUGGAGCCUUGGGAUACUGCUGGCUUUAUUCUACCUCAUUUUAAAACUUUUGGACUUUUUUGGACAUCUGAGAACUUUCAGACAGGUUUUGAGAAUAUUUUUUACACGACCCAGUUAUGGAGUGGCUGCCAGCAAGAGACAGUGCGCAGAUGUGGAUGAUAUUUGUUCAAUUUGUCAAGCUGAAUUUCAGAAGCCAAUUCUUCUCAUCUGUCAGCAUAUAUUUUGUGAGGAGUGUAUUGCUUUAUGGUUUAACAGAGAGAAAACCUGCCCGCUGUGCAGAACUGUCAUUUCAGAUCGUAUCAACAAAUGGAAGGAUGGAGCCACAUCAGCACACCUUCAGAUAUAUUAAGGUGUAUGAACUGUUAAGGCCACAAAAUACUAAUUUCAUUUGAUUACUGACUGUUAAUAAAGGUGUUAGAAUGGUU
Ochotona princeps (American pika) is the source of this 1504-nucleotide messenger RNA. It is a transcript of the gene RNFT1, whose product is annotated as ring finger protein, transmembrane 1. NCBI's taxonomy places the organism in Eukaryota, Metazoa, Chordata, Mammalia, Lagomorpha, Ochotonidae. Gene Ontology annotation, cellular component: endoplasmic reticulum. The record is from RefSeq and is a predicted model, not a curated record. The coding region runs from base 229 to 1428 and encodes 399 amino acids. Gene Ontology annotation, molecular function: ubiquitin protein ligase activity. Gene Ontology annotation, biological process: positive regulation of ERAD pathway. The transcript is spliced from 9 exons.